ACUAAGUGAGCCACAAGCAUUCAGCUUGAACCUGCCAAACAUCCAGCAACUUGUUACUGAGCCUUCCUGUGGCAAGGGAUUGCUGUCCGUCGGGAGGCUGUGAGGGUGGCUGAAGAUGUCCGAUAGUCUGGAUAUUGAAGAGAAACCUCCAGCUCCACCGUUGAGAAUGAACAGCAACAAUCGCGAUUCUUCAGCACUCAACCACAGCUCAAAACCACUUCCCAUGGCCCCUGAGGAGAAGAACAAGAAAGCCAGGCUGCGUUCCAUCUUUCCAGGAGGAGGGGAUAAAACCAACAAGAAGAAAGAGAAGGAACGUCCUGAGAUCUCUCUUCCUUCAGACUUUGAACACACCAUUCAUGUGGGAUUUGAUGCUGUCACUGGAGAAUUCACAGGCAUUCCAGAGCAGUGGGCCAGGCUACUACAGACCUCCAACAUAACAAAACUGGAGCAAAAGAAGAACCCACAGGCUGUUCUUGAUGUUCUCAAGUUUUAUGAUUCAAAAGAAACAGUUAACAACCAGAAAUACAUGAGCUUUACAUCAGGAGAUAAAAGUGCCCAUGGAUACAUAGAAGCCCAUCCAUCGAGCACAAAAACAGCAUCAGAACCUCCUCUGGCUCCCUCUGUGUCUGAGGAAGAGGAUGAAGAUGAUGAAGAGGAGGAAGAUGACAAUGAACCUCCGCCUGUUAUCGCCCCACGGCCUGAACACACAAAAUCAAUCUACACACGCUCUGUUAUUGAACCUGCCGCUGCACCAGCACCAGCUAAAGAAGCCACCACUCCCCAACCUGAAAACUCAAACACAAACACUCUGUACAGAAAUACAGACCGGCAACGAAAAAAAUCCAAGAUGACAGAUGAAGAGAUCCUAGAGAAACUGAGGAGCAUUGUGAGCGUGGGAGAUCCUAAGAAGAAAUACACUCGAUUUGAAAAAAUUGGCCAAGGGGCUUCAGGAACUGUUUACACAGCGAUUGACAUUGCCACAGGACAAGAGGUGGCCAUAAAGCAAAUGAAUCUCCAACAGCAGCCCAAAAAGGAACUAAUUAUCAAUGAAAUCCUGGUCAUGAGGGAAAAUAAGAAUCCCAAUAUUGUUAACUAUUUAGACAGCUACCUUGUUGGUGAUGAACUGUGGGUGGUGAUGGAAUACUUGGCUGGAGGCUCUUUAACUGAUGUUGUCACCGAGACAUGUAUGGAUGAAGGACAGAUAGCUGCUGUCUGUCGGGAGUGCCUACAAGCCCUGGAUUUCCUUCAUUCCAACCAAGUGAUCCACAGAGACAUUAAAAGCGACAAUAUUCUUCUUGGCAUGGACGGAUCUGUCAAAUUGACUGAUUUUGGCUUCUGUGCUCAGAUCACCCCUGAGCAGAGUAAACGGAGCACAAUGGUGGGGACUCCUUACUGGAUGGCACCAGAAGUUGUAACAAGAAAAGCAUAUGGCCCCAAAGUGGACAUCUGGUCACUUGGGAUCAUGGCAAUAGAAAUGGUGGAAGGAGAACCUCCUUACCUUAAUGAAAAUCCUCUCAGGGCAUUGUAUCUGAUAGCUACCAAUGGGACACCGGAGCUGCAGAACCCAGAGCGACUCUCGGCUGUGUUCCGAGACUUUCUUAACUGCUGCCUGGAGAUGGAUGUGGACAGGCGAGGAUCUGCCAAGGAACUUCUGCAGCAUCCAUUUUUAAAAUUAGCCAAGCCGCUCUCAAGCCUGACUCCUCUGAUCAUUGCAGCAAAGGAAGCAAUUAAGAACAGCAGCCGCUAGCACUGCAGGUCAGCUUUCUGCCCUGCCAGCUUGGAGCAGGACUGAGAACACAAACUCUGUAAAACCUCAACUCUCAUGCUGCGGGACAGAUGGAUGGAUGAACAAACCAACAGUCACAGUCAUGGUGGUAGGACCACCCCAGUUCCUCAAGGAGUAAAAAAUUAUCAUUUGUCUUCUUCCUGCUUUCUGGCUCCUUAAUUUAUUUUUAAGAUUAACUGGGGCUUUGUUUUUAAGAUUAAUCGGGGCUAAGGACAAAGAGGUAAUGACAGAAAAUGCUUUGCUGCCUCAAUUAUUUCCAAGGUAAAGCAAUUUCAGUUGGAAGAUUCCCUUCCUUCUCACCCUGUGAAUAAGCUGUACAUUCACUUUUAAAUUGUCUGUUCUUUCUUAACGAUGUAAGUCAUGUUUAUGGGGUUUUUGGUAUGGUUUGGAAUUGGAGAAGGGCAAUUCUUCAUUCAUUAUCUCCAGACUGCCUUUUGAAUAUGGCCCACUUGCCAGUUUUUGUCCAGUUGUGGUACUUCCUACAUGGGGAAGAAAGUGCAAUUGCAUUUCCAACCGUAAAGGAAUGAAGAGUGGGACAGACAAAACAUCCUAUGGAGAUACAGCUGUUCAGCUGGGACUGUGUAGUGGUUCAGUUCUUGCCAAUUCGAUUCGUACCCCUAACUGCAGUCUCUCUGCCUGGAUGAGAGUCUUAUGCAGCUGAAACAGCAGAAAGAUCUGUCGGUGUGCUCAGAAAAGGUUUGUCUGAUGCAAAGGUGUCAGAGGAAUGUGAGGAUAGAGUGGGCCCAGCCAUGCCCAGGGUCGAACCCCAGUAGAGUUCUGGCUGAGUCCAGGGCAGCCUGAGCAUCUGCAGAGCUAGGCUGGAAGGAAGUGCUGGUAGCAACAAGUGGCAGCAGCCUGGCUGUGGGUGCCUCUUCCUGGGAGAGGACUAAUCCUCCUGUCUCAGAGCCAAACUGUGUGGGGGCUGUUCUCCAGAGAAAUCGUGACCAUGCUGAGAAAUGUGCAGCCUGGUGGGAUUGGCAUCCUGAGUCUCUGCAGGAUUAGAGAAGAGCAAACAGAGCAGAGUGGUGGUGUCACUUGUGAGGGUGCCUGUUCUCACAUCUGUCUUGUAGCUCCUGGGAAAGGUUUGCAGUGCCUGCAGAAUUCUCAGCAGAGGGGGACAGGACCAGGCUGCUCUGCAGGCUCCUGCACAGGUGAGUGUCCUUUAGGCACGGGUUUCUGCCCUGGGAACCAAAGCUGAUGUGGAGAGCAACCUGCACAUUUCAGAUCUGCAGGAGCCAGUGCAGGAGCCAGUGCAGCAGCCAGCUCUGGAAAAAAGCGCCUUAAAACCUGGAGUUGUGCGCUGAGCAAGAACAAAGGUGUAAAAUGCAAAGCAUUACAGAAUUACUUGGAGGCAUCAGGCCAGCCUGUUUUUUGCUAUCCUAUUUAUGGCAAGCACUGCACAAUGAAGCUCGCAGUUGCUGCAAGAGAGGAAAUUGGGUAUGUGCCUGAGGAUUGUGCUUGACUAGUCAGCGGAUUUGAAGGGAUAAGAAUACUUUCAGUAUGGAAUUUGUGUUUUACUUAUUCAUCACUCAGUAAAAGCAUUUGCAUGGUGUAUUUUUUGCUAUAUUUUAGGAGUACAACUCAUGCAAGACCUUCAAAACAGCAACUGAAGCAACAUGAGCAAAAAUGAGUGAGGAAAAUCAGCUUUCUGCUAUAGAUCUUCAUGUUGGCCUGGUCCUGCAAAGGGUUAAGUAGCCUUUAAGGCAUUCACCACCUUCAUGUCUGGCCAGCAGGAAUGAAGAAUGCUUGGGCUGUUUUUGAAUCAGCCCAGGAGCAUGUCUAGCUUUGGCAUUUUGUUUAGUUGCAGUCUUUGUGUGGCAAAUGUCCUUACUGCUGCUACCCUUGCCCGCACUGGCCAUUGCAGUCUCCUUGGCAGAGGCAACAGGCAGAGACAGCCCUCCUUGAGUUACCACAGCUAAACAGAAAUUAACUUUUCUUCAUUUACUGGGAAGCACAACAGGUCCAGUUUUUCAGAUGGCCAAAUAGAAUGCUAAGGCAAGCAGCUCUGGUUUCCUGAAGUGGGGGAAUAUCAGGAGGAGCCACCAGGAGCCCACAGCUGGAGUGACAGUGGUUGACAGGACCCAGAGCAAUGGCUUCCAAGUUUUUCCCCCAUAAAAGAUGCCCCUGGGGAGUAGGAGUGGUCAGGACAGGCAAACAGGCCAUAGCACAGCAGAUGGAGCAGAAGAGUGUACCGGAAGGUGCUUGAAGCCCUGCCAGGGAGCAAUAUUGUCCACCCAACAGAAAGCCUUCUCUAAGCUCUGCACCUAUCACAACCCGUGCAGCAGCCCAGACAGAGCUCUGGUGGGAUUGUGCUGCCAACCAGGUGUCAGCAGCAGGCUGUGCCCUGCUCUUAGGCCAGUCCUGGUGGUAGCAGCAUGAGUACACCUGCAGGAAGUGUGCCCAGGGCGAGGAACUCCUCCAUUUUGGGCCAGAGCUGCAGCAGGAGUAUCCAAGCUCACUGAGCCCCUUUCCAUCAUUUACCAGCAAUCGUGGCUAACGGAGAGGUCCCAGGUGAUUGGGCUAUGGCAAAUGUGGCAGUGAUGUA
Messenger RNA from Ficedula albicollis (Collared flycatcher), 4331 nucleotides. RefSeq names its product serine/threonine-protein kinase PAK 3. Gene Ontology annotation, cellular component: cytoplasm. Gene Ontology annotation, molecular function: ATP binding; protein serine/threonine kinase activity. The record is from RefSeq and is a predicted model, not a curated record. Gene Ontology annotation, biological process: regulation of MAPK cascade; regulation of axonogenesis; regulation of actin cytoskeleton organization. The transcript has 15 exons. The coding region runs from base 116 to 1747 and encodes 543 amino acids. NCBI's taxonomy places the organism in Eukaryota, Metazoa, Chordata, Aves, Passeriformes, Muscicapidae.